This is a messenger RNA of Drosophila mojavensis, 4172 nucleotides long. It is a transcript of the gene dpp, whose product is annotated as protein decapentaplegic. Gene Ontology annotation, biological process: SMAD protein signal transduction; BMP signaling pathway. The record is from RefSeq and is a predicted model, not a curated record. Gene Ontology annotation, molecular function: growth factor activity; cytokine activity. Lineage: Eukaryota; Metazoa; Arthropoda; Insecta; Diptera; Drosophilidae. The transcript has 3 exons. Bases 1305 to 3068 code for a protein of 587 amino acids. Gene Ontology annotation, cellular component: extracellular region.
AUCAGGUAGAGCCAGACAGUGAGGCGUUAGUCGUUCCACAGCGCUGAUCGAGUCGAAAACAAUAUUGAUACUUUGGUCCCGACGCCAAAAGCCGAAGAAAAUGAAGCAGCAAAAAAACUGUGAACAAGAAAUUGGCGUAAAAAUUUGAUCAAACAAAAGAAAAUUACAAUUUGCCGUGCGUGUGUGCGAGUGGGUGUGUGUGCCAGAGUGUGUGUUUGUGUGUGUGUCGGAAUGUCCAAAGCAUCAAAACAAAAGAUACAGCUGCAGAUAAAGAUAUAGCUAUAUAUAAAGAUAAAGCUAAAGUAUCUCAAAUGUGAAGUGCCACAGCAAAGUUUUCGUUUCUCACUUUGCGUAAUUGUUUGUUUGUUAUAAUUUUGUAUUAUACUAUUUUUGAAAUAUGUGCUUAACUGUGCCGUCAGCAGAAACUGCAACAACAACAACAACAACAGCAAUGCGCUGUAAAGCCAACGCGCAAAUUGAAUGUAAAAAAGUUUGAAACAAUUACAAAAGCAAACACAACAACAAGAAAGUGCCAAUGCUUAAAGUAUCUUAUAGAUACUUAGCUGCAGUGUCAUGUGCUCUGGCAACAACAACGACAACGACAACAACAACAACAACAAUAAACACACACAAUCAGUGGAUACAGCGGCUGCGCCUGCGCCUCGAAUGCGGCAAUAAAAUUUUCAACAAGAAUUUCAUCUAUUUCAUCUACAAUUAUCGCAAGCGAAAAGCAGACAGCACAGACUGAGAUUUUCAAAGAGACAAACAAACAUACAUACACACAUACAUACAUACCUAUAUGUAUCACACAUGUAUAUUUAUCAAAGAUCUAUCAAAUAUUGACGCAAGCGUGAUUUAUACAUAAAAAUUGUGUUGAUUACCUUCGACUGCUGCAACGGUAGCCAAAGUGGAAGAAGCAGCAAAUAAAACAGCUGUAAAUUGUGCAAAUAUCCAUAAAAGAGAGAAACCAAAGCAACUACAACAACAGCAACAGCAACAGCAACAAUUGCAGCUGCGAUAAGACGCGUUCUCAUAAAUCUAUCAAGUGUCAAAAGCGGAACUGACUCGCAGGGGGAUUGAGUGCCGAGGCAAUCCAUCAAAAUACGCGGCUUACUUAAAUUAAUGCAGAGCUCAAGAAAUCAAAGAAAAACUAAAUAAAUAAACAUAUAUAACACCAUAUAUAUAUAUAUGUUUAUAUGAAUGCACAUCGAUUAACUAUCGAGAAAGGGAAACACACUUCAAGCUAGAUUUCGACUUAUCCGAAAACAUAGGAAACUUUAUAAGACUGAGAGUUGCAAGCGACCAUGCGCGCAUGGCUUCUACUCCUCGCAGUGCUGGCGACUUUUCAAACGAUCGUUCAAGUUGCUAGCACCGAGGAUAUAUCGACCAGAUUUAUCGCAGCGAUAGCGCCCACAACAACAACAACGACGACUAAGGCCAUAAUUAAUACUAAAACAGCAACAGCAGCAACAGCAACAACAACAACAGCAUUAGCUAAAGCAUUUAAUCCAUUCAAUGAGUUGCUACUCAAUAAUAACAACAACAACAACAAGAGUGAUAGUGAUAUAAAUAUGAAACAGCAACAGCAAACAAGUGCCGUUGCAUUAAAACAAUAUAACGAAGUGCAUAAAUCAAGAACAGACCAAUUAGAAUAUUCCAAAAAUUCCAAAAAUAAGCAUAAACAGCAUAAGCAUACUAAAUCAACUAACAAAAUGGCCAAAAACCAGCCAAAACAACAACAAACACACACAAAAACAACAACAACAACUACUACAACAACAACAACAGCAGCGCCGCACAUACAAGUGUUUGGCCCCGCCCCCGCAUCAGUUGACGCCGCCCCAUUCGAGAGCACGGACAGCGUACUGGGGGAGUUCGAAGUGCCGGGCAUCGCGGACGCAAUCAUCGCCGAGGACGAGCCAGCCACCUACAGCAGCAAGGAGAUCAUCAAGGACAAGGUGAAGCCGGAUCCAUCCACUCUAGUCGAAAUCGAGAACAGCCUGCUCUCGCUGUUCAACAUGAAGCGGCCGCCGAAGAUCGACAGAUCCAAAAUCAUCAUACCGGAGGCCAUGAAGAAUCUCUACGCCCAGAUCAUGGGACACGAAAUCGAUUCCGUGAAUAUACCCAAGCCGGGACUCCUGACCAAAUCAGCGAACACUGUCCGAAGUUUUACACAUAAAGAUAGUAAAAUCGACGAUAGAUUUCCACAUCAUCAUCGGUUUCGGCUGCACUUCGAUGUGAAGAGCAUUCCCGCCGAGGAGAAGCUGAAGGCCGCCGAGCUGCAGCUGCAGCGAUCAGCGCUGAGCGUUAGCCAGGCGGUGAACCGGACGCGCUACCAGGUGCUCGUCUACGACAUAACGCGGGUGGGCGUGCGGGGCCACCGGGAGCCGAGCUACUUGCUGUUGGACACGAAGACCGUGCGCCUGAACAGCACAGAGACGGUGAGUCUCGAUGUCCAACCGGCCGUUGAUCGGUGGCUGGCAACACCUCAGAAGAACUUCGGGCUGCUGGUGGAGGUGCGCACGAUGCGCUCCCUGAAGCCGGCGCCGCACCACCACGUGCGCCUACGCCGCAGUGCGGACGAGGCGCACGAGGAGUGGCAGCACAAGCAGCCGCUGCUCUUCACCUACACGGACGACGGGCGGCACAAGUCGCGCUCGAUCCGGGACGUGGGCGCGCGGGAGGGCGGCGGCGGCAACGGCGGCGGCCGCAACCGGCGCCACCAGCGGCGCUCGCGCCGCAAGAACCACGAGGAGACCUGCAGACGGCAUUCGCUCUACGUGGACUUCCAGGACGUGGGCUGGAGCGACUGGAUAGUCGCGCCGCCCGGCUACGAUGCGUACUACUGCCAUGGCAAGUGUCCGUUUCCGCUGGCCGACCACCUGAACUCCACAAACCACGCGGUCGUCCAGACCUUAGUCAAUAAUAUCAAUCCAGGGAAGGUACCAAAGGCGUGCUGCGUGCCCACGCAGCUGGAGGGCAUCUCGAUGCUCUAUCUCAAUGACCAAAGGACAGUUGUGCUCAAGAACUAUCAGGAUAUGACAGUUGUGGGCUGUGGCUGUCGAUAAGCCGCAGAGCAGCACAAACUGAAAGCAGAAGCAGCGAGUGAGAGAGAGAGAGAGAGAGAGAGAAAGUGAGUGAGCAAGUGAGAGAGAGAGAGAGAGCAUCAAAUGCUGUUUGGUUCCAAGCCGUCAAUGCUUUAAACACAACGCAAACAAAAUGGACUGAAUAUUUGAAUUUUAAGUGUAAAUCGUAGACUUUAAUUGUAUGUAGAGCGAAAUGCAGCCACCACAAGCGACCGACCAGCCCCAGCCUCCUGGCCUACCAGGACUCCAGGCUCUCAAGGGUCCGCCGCCGCCGUCUCUGUCACUUUCCACAGCCAGGCUUUGGAAAUGUUGCACAGAGCCAAACGCCGAGACGCAAGCAGCAACUGUAAAUAGCCGCCCCCACCAUGCCCCCACGCCCCCACGCCCCACGCCAUCACGCCCCAACCCCCCAGCAGUCAACAAACAAAAUGCCAUAGACCGCACUCUGAGAUACUUUUGUAUCUCGCUGAAUUGAACAAAUUGUAUAGAAAAGCUAAUGCUAAGCUAUGUAAAAAUCGAAUCAGGCUAACGAGAAUGUCCUGCAAAGAGUAGAAAACUUGAAAUUAUUAUAAAUAUAUAUAUAUAUUUAUAUAUAUAGUUAUAUAGAUUUACCUUGCAGAGGUAUUCAAGUUCGUUCCCCAAAACUAAGAGUAAAAUGUAUCAUAAAUCAAAGCUAAAACUUAUUAACUAAAUGAAAGGUUAAAACUAAAGUUAAACUACAACUAAAAACUAAAUUAAAUAUAAACAAAAACAAAAAUUGAAAGAAGAAAAAAAAACAACAACAAAACUAUCGUUUAUUGUUAUGCGUUUUAAGCUAAACUCGAAUAUAAUAAUCGUAUGUUAAAUAUACAUAAAUUAAUCUAGCAUUUAAUUUAUUACAUUUAAGCAGCAUGUUGGAAAAAAUUAGUAAAAAGUAAAAAAAAAAAAAAAAAGAAACAAAAACAGAAGAAAAGAAAGUACUCGAAAAGCAAAUGUCGAAACGUAACUGCGCCUGGCAUAGAGGAGCGCGCCAUUUUAUUUUGUAAUUUUCUUAUAAAUUUUUAUUAUUUUAUUUAUUUAAAAACAAUGCUGAUGAUGAUGAUGAAG